AGAAGUGAAACGGAUCCUCUGAUAGGGAAGUACUGCGGCAGCUCCCUACCCGCUCCCAUCCGCUCAUCCUCCAACUCCCUGUGGAUCCGCUUUAAGUCUGACAGCUCAGUCAGCCGAGCCGGCUUCAGGGCAGUCUACAGCGUUGCCUGUGGAGGAACCCUUUCUGGGACUGGGACAUUCCGCUCUCCUUACCACCCAGACCCAUAUCCCCACAACAAAGUCUGUGAGUGGGUCAUUAACCAGCAGGAGGGCUAUGUGGUCACACUCAAUUUCCUGUCUUUUGAUGUGGAAGGAGGAUCCUGCAGGUUUGACUUUGUUGAGGUCAGGGAUGGAUCUACUCCUAGCUCUCCUCUGCUGGGGAAGAUCUGUGGGGACCAGGUUCCUCCAAGGCUCCAGUCCACACAGAAAUCCAUGUACAUCCAGUUCAGCACAGACUCGUCUGUCAGCAACCAUGGCUUCCAAGCAGCCUUUGACUCGGCCAUUGAGGGCUGUGGUGAUACUCUGACCAGUCCUACAGGAACCAUUACCAGCCCUGGCCACCCAACAAGCUAUCCCCAUGGCGCUAACUGUACCUGGUACAUCAGUGUUCUACCAGGAAACCUCAUACGGCUGUCGUUUGAUUCCUUUAAUCUGGAGUACCAUCUGAACUGCAACUAUGACUACCUGGAAGUUUAUGAUGGAACCGGAACAACUGGGAAUAUGACUGGGAGGUACGACAGACGCUCACAGAGCCCAUGA
Messenger RNA from Cyprinodon tularosa, 738 nucleotides. RefSeq names its product cubilin-like. The record is from RefSeq and is a predicted model, not a curated record. The transcript has 4 exons. Lineage: Eukaryota; Metazoa; Chordata; Actinopteri; Cyprinodontiformes; Cyprinodontidae. The annotation marks the transcript as partial.